AUGAAAACCGUCCAGCAGACGGAGGAAGAAAUGCUAGGUCCAGAAGCCACAGCACCUGAACAGGCAGAAUCUCCCAGACCGAGCAGAGGGGAGAGUGAUGCAGAGGAACGUCGCCACGCGGCCGAGAAGAAAAGGAAGGGGAAACAAAUUGCUCCUUCCAAGACCAAGAAGGCGAAAGGGAAAUCCACUGAAUCCCCACUUCCUCUACCUACCAAGGUACCAUACGCUGCAGAGCCCGAGGAUUCUGCUGGGUCUAGUGAGUCUGAAGAAGAACAAGAAGAGGAGCUCAACUUUGAGCCAACUGAGAUCUGGAUUACAAGCAAGCUCCUGGACGAGAUGAGAAAGUUUGACGACCCCGAAACGCGCAACCAUCCACAAGGAGAAGAGUGCCCAGGACAAGGAAGGGACGUGUGCUUUUAUGAGGUUGGUCAGUCGGAGGCGCAGACGAAGCAGGAGCCUGAGAUGGUGGAGGCGAAGGAUACCGCUGACAUGGAAGCCGGAGCCAGGAUAGAAGUAGAAGAAGAAGGAGAAGCCCUCGGUGCUGAGAAUGUCCAAGAACCCGUCGAUGUCGGGUUGGAGUUGAUAGUGGAUCUGACUGAUGUCCCCGAAGGCACCGAUUCACCGAUUAACGCAAGGGAAGCGCGGAGACAGGCUCGUCGGAGCCUGCUUGAUGAGAUAGAUGAAACCGUCCAGCAGACGGAGGAAGAAAUGCUAGGUCCAGAAGCCACAGCACCUGAACAGGCAGAAUCUCCCAGACCGAGCAGAGGGGAGAGUGAUGCAGAGGAACGUCGCCACGCGGCCGAGAAGAAAAGGAAGGGGAAACAAAUUGCUCCUUCCAAGACCAAGAAGGCGAAAGGGAAAUCCACUGAAUCCCCACUUCCUCUACCUACCAAGGUACCAUACGCUGCAGAGCCCGAGGAUUCUGCUGGGUCUAGUGAGUCUGAAGAAGAACAAGAAGAGGAGCUCAACUUUGAGCCAACUGAGAUCUGGAUUACAAGCAAGCUCCUGGACGAGAUGAGAAAGUUUGACGACCCCGAAACGCGCAACCAUCCACAAGGAGAAGAGUGCCCAGGACAAGUACGCUAA
Messenger RNA from Salvia splendens (bonfire salvia), 1086 nucleotides. RefSeq names its product eukaryotic translation initiation factor 5B-like. NCBI's taxonomy places the organism in Eukaryota, Viridiplantae, Streptophyta, Magnoliopsida, Lamiales, Lamiaceae. The record is from RefSeq and is a predicted model, not a curated record. The transcript is spliced from 3 exons. The coding region runs from base 1 to 1086 and encodes 361 amino acids.